AUGACUGCUGCGAGGGGAACAAUGGGCUACAUUGCACCCGAGAUCUAUUGUAGAAAUUUUGGAACAGUGUCUUAUAAAUCAGAUGUCUAUAGUUUUGGAAUGUUGGUGCUGGAAAUGGUGGGUGGUAGAAAGAAUGUUGAUCCUGAUAUCGAGAAAACAAGCGAGAUAUAUUUUUCAGAGUGGGUAUAUGGCCAGAUAGUACAAGGUCAUGAUCUAGGAUUGGUGAUGCAGAGGAAUGGAGUUGAAGAAGAUAUCGCCAAAAAGCUUGCUAUAAUAGCAUUGUGGUGCAUACAGUGGAAUCCAAGGUCAUGA
This is a messenger RNA of Elaeis guineensis (African oil palm), 312 nucleotides long. The record is from RefSeq and is a predicted model, not a curated record. Lineage: Eukaryota; Viridiplantae; Streptophyta; Magnoliopsida; Arecales; Arecaceae.